AUGUCGGCGGCAAACAACAACAAUAACCUUUCGAGCACUCACCCUGCGUCUCCGGUCACCACAACCGCCAAUAUGGCAGCCCAAUCCCGUCGAGACUCGUCCACCUCCAAUGCUCCCUCUGUAGCCACAUCCCGCGCCGGUAGAGAUAAAGACCAGCUUGCUCAAACCCUCGAUAUGAUACAUACCUCGGCCAGUCGUUCUGAUGCCCUAACUACUUUCAACGACUUCACGGCUCCUCCCCGUCGACCGACCCCUGUAACCGAGAGCAAGGGAUUAGCAGGUGACAUCGUCCAACAAGGGCUAAGCGGGUUGUACACGCGAUUAAAGGAGGCUGUCGGGGGAGGUGGCGCAUCCAAACCCAGCCAAGAUACCGAAGAUGCUAUUCUCCGGGAGCCCACCUCCGGACACAGCUCUUCCAAGCCGAGCGUGGACUUGAGGGUAUCGGUACCGUCUCCCUCCCGGCUUGGACCUGGUCCCCCGCCAUCAGUCCUUGCCGCUGAGUUAUCGCCGACUACUGCAUCUGCGAGUCAAGCUCAUUUCGAUCCGUCCGCUUCAACCCCUUCCGGACGUGCAAGCAUCUCAGGCGCAGCUUAUGCUCUGGCGAAUAUGGGCAUGGAUACUACCAGCGCAACCCCGGUAACCGUUCAGGAGAUCUCCCGGAGUGCCGUUCCUAGCGAUGACGGUCUAAGUCGCCUAUCUGGUAGCCGAAAGAGCUUAUCCAAGACCGAACUGACAGCCGCCGGGACGCCGACGGGAUCAGAGAUGCCUAUUUCUUUCGAUAGAGCGGACGUCACAAGUGUGCGGAGUGAUCGAGCCAACAGCUCCGCCCGUACUCCACGGGAGGAAGGCCCCAUUGCAGAUUAUAAUGGAGAGCUGCUACCUCUUAGUCCUGUCAAGUCCGCCACAGCAUCCUCGGUGAAAUCUCACGAUUUUCGCCCACCAUCCACAACACCGGCCCCGUUAUCCAGGACGCCAGUAGUUAUCGAACGUAUCACGCGGCCACGGUCUCCAACACAUGCGGGAUCCCACACAUCGUCCGUUGCCCCAAGUAUAUCCGAUAACGGCCCCAACCAUGCGUCUACCCGUGCCUCUCACUAUCGCGAUUCGAAGCCCGCCGACGCAAGGUCGCAAGCUACGCGCACGCCUGAUCUUCGAGUACCUGGAGCGCAAGGGAAUAGCGAGCAAGUGAACAUGAGGCUUGAGAAGAUGAAGAAGCAAGUUCUAAGCAAAGAAUUCUGGAUGGCAGAUGAAACUUGCAAAGAGUGUUUUCUUUGUGGCAGUGUGUUUAAUGUUGUACGGCGGAAACACCACUGCCGGACAUGCGGGUGCAUCUUCGACUCCAAGUGCACAUCCAUCAUCUCGGGCCAGAAGUUUGGCGUAUCUGGGAACAUUCGUGUAUGCAAAACUUGCCUCGCUAUCAUCAACAGGCGCUAUGACACCAGCGGCUCGGACGAUUCGGCAGACGAUUCAUAUCUGCCAGCCAUCUUCCGAUCUACCACCGAGCAGUCUCAGAACAGCCAGAAGUCUACUCGUUUUGUUGAACCAAAGCCUUCUGGGGCUGAGGACCGGGUUUCUUCACAUAGUUCGGAAAGAGGCGAAAGGCACUAUGAUGUCCGCUCGGGGACGACGCCGAUGAUGGCCAUUCCAGCGACGCGAAGGAUUGGGGAAUCGAAUAGGCAUUCCGCGGUUCUUGAAAUCGACGCACCACAACUAAGCCGUCCGGCAUCUUCCCGAUCUCUGAGAUCGUUGGCAUCAUCUCGCCCACAGUCCUCUGGCCAUAAGCGCCACCACUCCAAGCAUAACGCCCUGGGCAGGUUCAAGUCCGUAAACCCGGACGAUCGCGCCCCCUUUCGGAAGGGGCUGCGCGACGAAUUAAAUCGGAAGAGUCCUUUCCCCGCCUUCCACGAAGACAACAUCAUCGAUCCGGAGCUCGCGGCUUACAUGUCAGACGAGUCAAGCGCCGACGAGCAAAUGGGUAUUUUUGCAACAAUGUCGAACGCCGACCUUCAAUCCACAAGUUUUGACGACAAAUCAAACUUUGGCCCACUUCUAGCAGCGGGGAGGAAACACCGUGGGCGAGACAAGAGCAUCAGUGGCAUGAGCUUUACGAGUCGGGGUCUUGACGAUACUGUAGGUGUUGGUGGUCAUUUUGGACAUCGCGCUCCUCGAAGAAGGAAUUUGAGCAACGUCAGCACAAGCGUCCAUCAUCUACGCUCACCACGACCCAAGUCUGGUGUCUUCAAAGGCCCUUCAACUUCAAAUGAGAUGCUUUUCUCCCUGGACACCCCGGUGACAGAGACUACCAAACUUACAAGAAGUGAAUCUCUUCGAGGGGAAAAGGCGCCCCAGGUGGAACUUAACCCAUCCAGCAAGCGACACGUUCGAAAGCUUCUCCACCAACUUCUAGAAGAUGCUGAAGUCCCGAACCCUCCCGCCUGGGAGAAAGCUCUCAUACCGAUUCUGAUACAAUGUACCGAUGAUGUUACACCAGACGUUCGCCACGGGGAUUACAUGGACAUUCGACACUACGUAAAGUUCAAAAAGAUUCCUGGUGGGAGGCCCGGAGAUACCAGUUACGUGUCUGGCGUUAUUUUUACGAAGAAUCUUGCUCUCAAAAGCAUGCCUCGCCGGAUUAUCCGGCCUCGGAUUCUCAUUGUCACCUUUCCUAUCGAGUACCAGAGACAUCAGCAACAGUUUAUGAGUCUUGGGCCGGUCAUCGAGCAAGAAAAGGAAUUCCUUCGAAUAGUGGUCAAUCGGAUUGUUAAACUCAACCCUCAAGUCCUCUUGUCGGAGAAGGGUGUCUCAGGAAUGGCGCUCGAGAUGUUGUCGGGGGCGAAUAUCGCGGUGGCUUACAACGUUAAGCCAUCUGUUAUCGAAGCAGUGGCGAGAUGUGCCGAAACAGACAUCAUCUCAUCUAUUGACAUGCUCGCCUUGCCUGUUCGCGUCGGCCAUUGCGACGGUUUCGAGGUAAAGACAUUUGUGAAUAACAACUAUCCCAACAGGAAGAAGUCGUAUAUCUUCCUCUCUGGCUGCAACCCAGCCCUCGGAUGCACGAUUGCUCUGCGUGGCGCCCCUACGCAAACUCUCUCUAGUGUUAAGCAUAUCACGGAGUUCAUGGUCUACGUUGUUUACAAUCUCAAACUCGAAACUUGCCUAAUGAGGGACGAAUUUAUUCGCUUGCCCACAGGAGAAACUGACGUUUCUGUGCCAUCUACUACCCGGCAGACCACAGAGGGAAGUCUCAACAACUCGACUCACACUAAGCAGUCCGACCAUACUGGGCCUGGUCCUACCGUGGUCAUCAAUGCGCCCGAGAGCGAGCCGCCAUCCCAGACGAGCAUCGAUACUGGCGACUAUAGCGAAACAACAAAUGCCUCCGGUGAUACGGCCGGUGCUCAAGACAACCACACAGAAAGCCGCCCGUCACAACCCUCCGAUACUUCACACGCGGCGCACGACGUCACAGUACCUGAGGAUGUACCAAUGCCAACCUACUACAGCGACAUGGUCGCUAGGUACGAAGCGAAGAUCCUCUCAGCCUCUCCAUUUGUCAGGUUUACGCAACCUUACCUCCUGAUGAGGGCCCGAGAGCAAGAGCGACGUUUGGUGUACCUGAAGCGGUUGCGAGACCAGGACUCGGAGGCAGAGCCUGACCCAGAGAAAUCCAAAUCGCAACCCUUCCAGUUAAUAACUCCAGAAACGGUGCACUCUAUCGGGCAGAAGGCCCCAAGCCAACUAAAGGAAAUCAUCCGCGCAGUUCACGACGCCGAGUAUGACAAAGCGCUCUAUAACUACCAGACCCAUAAGCGACAGUGGGAAAAUUAUAUCCAGGGAAACAUCAACCUCUUCGAUCCUUACUCCCAUCAAAACAUUGUCGUACUUUACUCGGUUAUUUGCACGGAGACCAAGAUACCUUGCGUCGAACCCGGGCUGAUCACGAUUGGCUUCUAUGAUGAGCAACACAUGGAUACUGGGAUGGACCCGGAUUGCACAUUGGGCCAGUACAUCGAGGACUUGUGUUUUUCCAAAGACUCUGUCUGCGCGUCCAAUGGCUGUGACCGGACUCUCCUGGAACAUCAUCGUACCUACGUGCAUGAUGCGUCCAUGAUUACCAUUUUCCUGGAGAAUGCACCUGAAGAAUCGCCAACACUUUUCUCUGACGACAUCACAAUGUGGAGCUACUGCAAGGUUUGCCAAAAGGACUCGCCAGCGAUGCCGAUGUGUGAAAGCACGUGGAAGUACUCUUUCGGGAAGUACCUCGAGCUCCUCUUCUGGAGCAGGGGUUUGCGAUUGAACGACAAGGCCGACUGCCCUCACGACCAUCAUACGGAUCAUAUUCGAUAUUUUGCGCUCCGUGAUACUCGUGUUCGGAUCCACUACGACCCGAUUGACCUGCUGGAAAUCGUAGUCCCGAGGUCCCGCAUCACCUGGAAGGUUGAACGUGACCUGAACCUGAAGAACGACAUUUACACGAAGACGGAAGAGAGGUGGAACCGAUUCAUGAUUUCCGUGACGGCGCGUCUCAAGAAUAUCCGCAUUGACGUUGUGCUUCCAGAGAAGGCUGAUGCCUGCAAGGCCGAGGUUGAUAAGUUGAUGAAGAAGGCCACGGACGAUCACGUGAGGCUCAUCCGCAAGAUGCAGCAGAUUUAUAUAAACUCGAAGUAUUACGAAGUCAUACCCUUCAAUGUGGUUAUUCGAGAAAUGCUUGAGGUAGCUGGAGAGUGGGAUACUGCUUUCGCGCAAUUCGAGGCCGAUUUCCUUCCGGAUAAGGAUGUGCGCCAGCUGACGGUAUUACAGCUGAAGAAGAUGUUUACGGAUAAUGAGUCCAGAGAAUCGCUUCCUGCUCCGGAGAGCCUUACUUCCUCUACUGCAGAAACUCUCGAGACCACCCCGACGGUCGAGAGUGACGAGCCGCAGUCCCAAACCUUCACUGACUCGGAGGCCAAGUCCUCGCAACCGACGGACUACACAGAUUCGAGUCUCGACAAUAGCGGUGCGUUGGAGAAGGCAGAAGAGCCAAUACCACUCGCGGAGGUCACCCUCCCGACGGACGAGGCUAUGGAUCGCGUGGAGCCUCUUGAUCUGGCGACAUCUGUCCAAGUUACACCUCACCAGGGCGCGAAUGCUCAGGCACCACUAGCAACACCACCGAUAACAACCGCUCCGGAGCCUGCGUCCGCCUUAGCGGCUGAGAAAGACGUACAAGACGAGGGUGCGGACGCGCAAGCUGGCCCCAAGGCCAGUGAUGUGCCUCUCGCCAAGACGACGCCAGCAUCCCCCAGCGUCCCCACGCCUCCACUCAGUAACUCGUCUUCAGAUAAGUCGCUCAAGGAGAAGGUGGAACAGUUGAAAAGGAGAAAUCAAAUGCUGCAGGGAGAGUCCGGGCUUCCCCGGCACAUCACGGCAGAGGCCGUCAAAUCGAUGAUACCCGAAAGGAGCUCUUCGCGCAAGGUUGGCUCGAGCAUUUCGCCGCCGAUGAUUAGGUCCAUAACGCAGCCCACUGUUCGACAACUAUCCAAGCCCCAGCAGCUGCGUCUGCUUGAUGCGCCGGCUGCUGAAGAAGGUCCCCUAAAGACGGAGAAGAGGCUUUCGGACAGGCUUGCGGGCGCCCUGAAGCCGCGGAAACCGGGGCCGCCUUCAUCGAUACCAAGAUUGGUGCAUAAGAAGGAGUCGAAAGUCAGCACACUCGCCAAACAUUUUGAGCAGCUCAGCCGUGAGUUUGAGAAUCAGCGUAUCCGUGACCGUAAGAAGCGAGCGGAGAAGAUGAAACAGCGUCAGCCUCGCACCAAUUUGCCUCGGACAUCAACUGCCGCCAUCGUGGAGGUAUACGAAGAUGUAGACGAGGCGGUACAAGAACCUAGCCCGUCGGAGCUCGAGCAACAGCCAAGCAAAUGUGUUCAGUCACCCCCUCAGACGCCGUGCAAGCCUCCUUCUCACUCUCAGAAAGGUGAAGCCACACGCCCGGAAACGUUACCGCAGAAUGGCAAGACACCUGCAACGCCAGUAGCAGAAUCAACUGGCUGCUCAGAGAAAGCAGCUGAAACCGGAGUAGAGCCCAAGGCAGAUGCUGAAGCGGAGACAGACGCUGUCCAGGCAAGCCGAAACGAGUCGGAUUAUGAAUUCGUUAGUGACGCCGAGCGAUCCCAGGACGACGAUAUUCUACAAAACGUUAAGGAGAUCGCGGACUCUCUUGAGCCUACGACAGAGGAACUGCCGAAGCACCAAAAGACGAGCUUGCUCAAAAUGCUGACCAACUUCUGGGCUGAGCGGUCAUCAAGCGGAUGGCAGCCCCUGGAUUAUCCGGUGAGCAUGGGCGAUCACAUUUUCAUCGACUCGGACAUUAUCGUGCGAGAGGAUGAACCAAGCUCCCUCAUCGCCUUCGCCCUCGGCUCGGAAGACUAUCAGGCGAAGCUCGCAGAUAUCCACCACCAGUGGCAUCUACAAGUUCAACGCAGCAGCGACGAAGAAAACGUAGAGCCGAAAUCGAUCCCGACUUCGACGAGCGGCAUGUUCUCGCACGACUCGCACGAUGAGGAUCUCGAGAAGGGUCUUUUGCGGCUCACCGGAACGCACCUCAAGUAUCAGUUCACUGAAGGCUCGGCAAAAAUGACGUGCAAGAUAUUCUAUGCCGAGAAGUUCGACGCCCUGCGGCGCAAGUGUGGUGUCGCCGAUCGGUUUGUCGAAUCUCUGUCAAGGUGCCUGAAAUGGGAUUCACGUGGAGGCAAAACUAGAGCGGUCUUCCUCAAAACGUUGGAUGACCGGUUCGUGCUGAAGUCUCUCUCGUCGGUUGAGACGGCGGCCUUCCUUAGCUUUGCCCCGUCGUACUUUGGCAUCAUGGCCGAGGCUCUUUUCCAUGAGUUGCCGUCAGUCAUUGCAAAGAUGGUUGGGUUUUUCCAGGUCUUCAUCAAGAACCCGGUGACCAACACGGACAUCAAGUUGGACCUGCUCGUCAUGGAGAACCUCUUUUACGAUAGGUCGCCCGGCAAGAUCUUUGAUCUUAAAGGAUCGAUGAGAAACCGAAAGAUACAGUCGACAGGAGAGCAGAAUGAGGUGCUUCUCGACGAAAACAUGGUGGAGUAUAUCUACGAGUCACCGCUCUUCGCCCGCGAGCACUCGAAGAAGCUUCUCAGAGCAUCAGUCUGGAACGACACUCUUUUCUUGGCAAGGCAGAAUGUCAUGGAUUACUCUCUCAUGAUUGCGAUCGAGGACGAAAGGAAGGAACUAGUGGUUGGCAUUGUCGACUGCAUCCGAACGUAUACGCUUGACAAGAAGCUGGAGAGCUGGAUCAAAGACCGGGGCUUCGCGGGCGGCGGUCGUAAUCGUCCGACCAUUACUAGCCCGAAGGAAUACAAGUCUCGUUUCCGGGAGGCAAUGGCAAGAUAUAUUCUCCAAGCACCCAACUGUUGGCAUCAGUUCGGCGGUGUUUCCACUGGACUACGGCCUCGAUUCGAGUCGGAUCUCCAACAGGAGUAG
Molecule: messenger RNA, 7473 nt
Organism: Scedosporium apiospermum
Lineage: Eukaryota; Fungi; Ascomycota; Sordariomycetes; Microascales; Microascaceae
Product: Phosphatidylinositol-4-phosphate 5-Kinase
Exons: 2
Coding region: 1-7473 (2490 amino acids)
Biological process (GO): phosphatidylinositol phosphate biosynthetic process
Cellular component (GO): fungal-type vacuole membrane; endosome membrane
Molecular function (GO): ATP binding; metal ion binding; 1-phosphatidylinositol-3-phosphate 5-kinase activity
Source: RefSeq, a predicted model, not a curated record